AUGGGCAAUGGAACUUCGGCUCCGGAGGCUCAACCAUCGGACACCAAAGUUUUAACCGAAGCGAAACCCGGCUUCAACGAAUUCCCCGAGGCAUGGAUCAGCGAACUGAAGGAGAGUCCAACAAAACUGGAGGGAAAGCCGAAGAAAACUGUGAGAAUUCAAGGUGCGUUGAGUGGGAUAUUAUCCAUGAUGAUCAGGUGUCAAGGAUAAUAUUUUUUUGGGUUUGAAAAUAAAAUUUUUUUCUUGAUUUUUUUUUCGGAUCUGGAACAAGAGAAAUGAUUGGAAUUUUGAUUGAAAUUUUGGCCUGGAAAAAUUUAUUUUUUUUGUCUAGCCGUCUCUUCAUUUUAUGUAAUCUCUCGUAAAGAAGAUUGCUGAAUAUCUCGGCUUGGCUUCUAUAGGGCACGACCAAAUUUUCAGUGAUUUAUCAAUGAUCUAAUUAGAUUGUUUGUGCAAAGUUUGAAUGAAAUCGAUAGACUGUAUCUGGGGUAAAUUUUGCAAUAUUACUUUAGACUAUUACUAUUUGAAAUUUGCCUUCAGCCUUACCAACGAUCCACGAACUCUCUUCCACCCAAUCCUCGACUGUAGAUGGCACCCAGAACAGCAUGAAGAGCGUCCAUCCUCGCGUGAAGUCGACGGCUUCGCGUGAAUCCACUGGCUUCUGUUACGACGCCUGCUACGACCCUUGCUGGGACUAUGGCUGCGGCGGCUAUGGCUAUGGGUACGACUGCUGCGGCCCCGUCUAUUCUCCCUGCUACGUUCCGCCAGUGGUUGUGGCUGGCGCACCGCCGCCGGUCUAUGUUCAGCAGCAGCAGCAACCACCGGUGAUUGUGCAACAACAACAGGCGCCGCCAAGAGUUAUUCAACAAGCUCCACCGCCCACCAAGUUCAUGGUCAAGGAUAAGGACGCUCCGGGAGGGAUGAGAGAGGUCUCGGAGGAGGAAAUUAAACGUAUGUCGGGGAGAUUUUAGGAUUUUUUGGGGGGAAUUGGAGAAAAUUUCCCAAAAUCUUCUUAAAAAAUUAUUUUUUUCAUUUUUUUUCGUUUUCAGAAGGCAAGUACAAGAUCAAAACCUCAGAACAGUCUCAGACUUACUCGCCAGUUCAAGCCGCCCAGCAGCCAAUGCAAGUCCAAUACCAGCAAGCCCCGCCCGUUUAUUCCCAAGCUCCGCCCACUUAUUCCCAAGCCCCGCCCAGAGAGAAGAAGAAAUCGAGCUGUUGUGGAUGUUGUGUAGGUUCAUACGGUAUCUUGAAAAGUUUUAUUUUAUUUUUUUGCAGUGA
Molecule: messenger RNA, 1275 nt
Organism: Bursaphelenchus xylophilus (pine wood nematode)
Lineage: Eukaryota; Metazoa; Nematoda; Chromadorea; Rhabditida; Aphelenchoididae
Source: the annotation of a GenBank genome assembly